Molecule: messenger RNA, 1185 nt
Organism: Penicillium cataractarum
Lineage: Eukaryota; Fungi; Ascomycota; Eurotiomycetes; Eurotiales; Aspergillaceae
Product: MBL fold metallo-hydrolase
Exons: 2
Coding region: 1-1185 (394 amino acids)
Source: RefSeq, a predicted model, not a curated record
AUGGCUCUAUUAGAAUUACCGGACUAUAGGGACACAACCGUGGAUGUGUCCAUUAUCUACGGAGGACGAACAACUGUGCCCGCAUCUUACGUGGUUAAAACACCAAUUGCAGGGCAUGUCUUGCUUGACAUGCCUUGCUAUAGCUUCCUAAUCGAGAACAAAAGGAUAAACAAAAAGGUUCUCUUUGACCUUGGGCUGCGAAAAGAUUGGAAGGAGAAACUUCCGCCCCCUAGUAAGCAACAUCUCUAUCUAAAACCUGCAUCUGGCUAUUCAUCCAUGCAGAACAUGAUGCGACAUAUGCUGACCGCGAUUGAACUGAGAGUCCUGAAUCAAAUCGAAUCGGCUAAAGCAAUUAUGGACAUUGAGCAAGACGUUGCUGACCAACUUCACAACGCCAGUGUGCCUCUCGAAUCGAUCAACGCUAUUAUCUGGUCCCACCACCAUAUAGACCAUACAGGAGAUCCGUCACUCUUCCCUUCGUCCACGGACUUGGUCGUUGGUCCGGGCUUCAAGCGCGACACAACGACGUUUCCUGGUUAUCCUACGAAUACGGAUGCUCUGGUGACUGACGAUGCCUUUUUUGGCCGUCGAUUGGUUGAGCUUGAUUUUAGUGAUGCUGUCACUAUUGGUGGCUUUUUGGCCAUCGACUUUUUCCAAGAUGGCAGCCUGUACCUGCUGAAAUCAAGUGGGCAUACGCAUGACCAUAUUAGCGCUCUGGCCCGUACCUCGGAGAACCACUUCAUCUUGCUUGGAGGCGAUAUCGCUCAUCACCCGGGAGAAUACCGACCAACCGAACACCUCCCGCUUCCGAUCGAAAUCAGUCCGUCACCCCUCAAAGAGGAUACAAUCUCGAUCUCUACAUGUCCCGGUUCCAUAUUCGAAGCCAUCUCCCCUGCAAAUUCAAGAGGCUCGGAUGCCAAAGUCACCCCAUUUUACGAGCUGAACGCCGGAAUGAACGAGGAUCUGGGAGAUGCCGAGGUAGCUCUUGAGAAAAUGCUACCGUUUGACGGCUCAGCUAAGGUUAUGGUUAUCAUUGCGCAUGAUGCGAGUCUCCUGGAUGUUCUUCCUUUCUUUCCCAAUAGUAUUACUGAGUGGGAUAUACAGGGAUACAAGGCGAAGGGGGCUUGGAGCUUUUUGAAGGAUUUUGUUGGGGCUAUUGACAGAAGUGCAGACGGAAGUACAUAG